AUGGUCGCACCACUGUAUACAACGGACUCUGGCCUGCUCUUUCAUGCUGGAAAGAUUCUGGUUUUGACAGUUGGCCUUCCUGCGAGAGGGAAGACGCACAUCUCCCGAGCACUGGAACGAUACCUACGCUGGACAGGUGUAAAGACUCAAGUUACCUCGCUGGGUGACUACCGCCGGAAGGUCCUCGGCGGGGCGCAGAAUUUGCCUCCGGACUAUUUCAUGCUAGGCGAGAAGAGCCCGGAGACGGUGGCUCUUCGCCAGAAGAUCUCGGACGGAUGCGAAGAGCUGAUUUGGGAGUUCUUCAACGCUCAAGGGCAGGUGAUCAUUUAUGAUGCGAAUAAUGGGACCAGAGAGCGCCGCCAGGCUAUUGCGGACAAGUUCACGAACGCCGGGAUACACGUUAUCAUGCUAGAGUCGUUGUGCGAUGAUAACGAGAUCAUCAUGUCGAACAUAAGGAGCGUCAAAAUCUCCUCUCCAGACUAUCGAGGAUGGGAUCCAGAGAAGGCCGUGGAAGAUUACCUACGACGCAUCAAGGACCAUGAAGUACACUAUGAGCCCGUUGAGGAGACAACAUAUCCGUUCAUCCGCAUCAAGAACGUUGGGGAACAUAUCAUGAUCAAUAACGUCCGUGGCUAUCUGCAAUCAAGAAUAGUCUUCUUCCUAAUGAACAUCCACAACCGAUUCAGGACAAUCUACUUCGCUCGCUCUGGACAAUCUUUGAUUGAACACUCUUACAAGGCCGAUUCGGACCUCUCUCCUGCUGGUUGGGAGUAUGCCGAACGUCUGAAGGAGUUUGUGCUGGAGCGACGCGCCAAAUCUCUCGAAGCAAGAGGCAUUGACCCGACGACACGCAGGCUCGUUAUCUGGACGUCCGCACGCAGACGAUCCCACCACUCUGCAUGGCCGUUCUUGACUACAGGCCCCAAUGACCCAUCACCGCCAGCCAGGGUCAAGGUAAUUGAGCGGCCGCAGAUGUCUGAGAUUAACCCAGGUGUGUGGGACGGUUUGAGCCCUGACGAGGUCCGGAAGUACUAUCCCGACGAGUGGGAGCGCUUCGUCAGGGAUCCCUACGCAUAUAGGGCACCAAGAGCCGAGAGCUACCAUGAUCUCUGCGUCCGCUUGGAGCCGACGCUCAUCGAGCUGGAGCGUCAAAGGGAGGAUCUGCUCAUCAUCGGGCACGCGUCCGUCAUCCGAUGCAUCCUGGCGUACCUCAUCGGCCUGCCUGCGUCAGAGAUUCCAGCGAUUGAGGUGGCCCGGGGAGACUUGCUUGAGGUCGUGCCCACCUCGUACGGUGUGUACAGUCAGGCGUAUCAUUUCUGGGACGGGCCUGGGCGCAGCGGCGAUACGAACGGCAUGGGCACUGACGAGCAGAACUUCUACGAGAACUACGCCGAGGACACGAAGGGCAAGAGGAGACCGGAUAUCGCGCAGACUGCAUAG
Messenger RNA from Laetiporus sulphureus 93-53, 1440 nucleotides. Its product is annotated as bifunctional 6-phosphofructo-2-kinase/fructose-2,6-bisphosphate 2-phosphatase. Gene Ontology annotation, cellular component: cytosol. Lineage: Eukaryota; Fungi; Basidiomycota; Agaricomycetes; Polyporales; Laetiporaceae. The coding region runs from base 1 to 1440 and encodes 479 amino acids. The transcript has 10 exons. Gene Ontology annotation, molecular function: ATP binding; 6-phosphofructo-2-kinase activity; fructose-2,6-bisphosphate 2-phosphatase activity. Gene Ontology annotation, biological process: fructose 2,6-bisphosphate metabolic process; fructose metabolic process. The record is from RefSeq and is a predicted model, not a curated record.